Prorocentrum cordatum is the source of this 1406-nucleotide messenger RNA. The record is from the annotation of a GenBank genome assembly. Lineage: Eukaryota; Dinophyceae; Prorocentrales; Prorocentraceae.
CUCCCCCUCCCUCCCCGCCUACCUCCGAGCCCUGCCUUCGGUGGGAAGGGGGCGGUGCCGCGGCGCCGCGGCGCCAUGUUGUGCGUGAAAGCCCUCUGCGGGCGCCUCCGCCGCAGGGAACUGGCGCCAGACGCGGCGGAGCCGCUGACCACCGCGGUGCCCGAGCAGACCCCGGAGUGCGGCUCGGCCUUGGCCCCCGAGUCUGCGAGGGCCGUCGUCGUGGCCGCGGCUGGCGCCGCGAAGGGCAGGGCGGGCUGCGCGGCGCCCUCGUCCGAGGAGGCCUCGGCAGUGGCAGGCGCCGCCGCGGCGGUGCCUGCGCGAACGCAGGCGGCAGACGGCACGGCCGAGGAGGUGUUCGGCUUCGCCGCGGGCGAGAGCGCCGAGGUCUGGAGCAACACCAGGCGCGAGUGGCUGCCCUGCCUGAUCCGGGCCGUGUUCCCGCGGCAGGUGGAGGCAGACUGCUUCACCGUGCCUCCCCGCACCGUCAAGGUGGAGUCCCCGGCUGGGACGAGGUACGUCCGCGAGGGCGCCAUCUUGCAGGAGCUGCGGAAGACCGCUGGCAAACGGAGGUGCCCACCAGGGCCAGCCGCCGCGCUGGGCGCCUCGGCGCCAUCAGUGGAGGACGCCACGGCGUCUACGCCGAAGCAGAUGCCGGCAGGAGAAGACGCCGCGGCGCUUGCAUCCAAGCAGGCGCCAGCGGGCACGGACACCACAGCGCCCACGUCAGAGGAGGCCAUGGCAUACGUCAGCGUGUACUCCACAGCGUCUACGUCAGUGGGCACCACGGCGCCCGCGUCCGAGCGAGGGCUGGCGACGGGGGGCGCCGCAGCGUCUGCGCAAGAACAGGUGCAAGUAGCAGCGGACUUUCCGGUGCCGCUAUCCAGGCUGCUAACAUCCGACGAGGCGGCCGACGAGGCGGCGGCGGCCUUCGCGGAGCCGCCGCGGGAGCUGCAGGCGGCCACCCCUCCAGUGGCCAGGAAGCUGGCGCACCUCCUGCAGCCCGGGCGCAGGGGCUGAGCGCCAGCGGUAACGGCGGCCUUUGGGCCACCUGCUCCAGGCCCUCACUGUCGCCGCCGCUGUCAUCGUGACAAUGUGGCUCCCCAGACCUCCGACGAUGGUGUUUUUCAACAGAGGACUUUUCCUAGACUUUGAAAUUCAUGCGCGAACCAAGCACGUCCAUCUCUCGUUCAAGUGCCGUGGAGGAGAAGUAAUGCUGGGGUAUUUAAUUGCAUGGCGCUGCAGCCCAGGGUAGCAGCGCCUUUCACGCAGCAGUAUCCAGCGAGCUGCAGCCCAAGGUAGCAGCUCAUGUACAGCGCUGGCCGCUGCAUCGCAGGCACUCUCUACUCAGAGCAAGCGAGAGAAGAUGCCCGCGACAGAGCUAUCAUAGAGAAACAACAUGGCGGGUG